Drosophila eugracilis is the source of this 1561-nucleotide messenger RNA. It is a transcript of the gene sxe2, whose product is annotated as phospholipase A1 1. Bases 231 to 1388 code for a protein of 385 amino acids. The transcript has 3 exons. Lineage: Eukaryota; Metazoa; Arthropoda; Insecta; Diptera; Drosophilidae. The record is from RefSeq and is a predicted model, not a curated record. Gene Ontology annotation, molecular function: lipase activity. Gene Ontology annotation, biological process: lipid metabolic process.
UGUAACGAUUCGGAGGUACACGACAGGUUAGCUCUGAUCUGCCAAGCUCUGCUCAGAAAUUUCAUGUUCUUUUAGUGAGCGGCGCGACGCGAGUGAGUGAUAAAAUUUGGAUCGCGGAUUGAGACAGAAAAUCGAAAACAACAGAAUACCUUAAGUCGCACUUAAGUGGAUUUUAAUUGACGCCUUGUCGUGAAUUGUCAUCGGGUUUUUGGAUUUGGCCAGUUCGGUUUAUGGGAUCGUUAACGGGAAUGCAUAUAUUAAGCUGGUGGCUGUGGCUGCUGCUCCUUGGCGCAGCGGGAAUGCUCGCGUCUGCUCAAUACUUGGCUUAUGAGCCUGGAAAGUGCGAAGUAUCCAUUUCGAAUGUUAUCCAGGAUAUGAUUAAUACUGAGGCACGCAUCAUUCUCGGAAGACCCCGGCCAUCGCAAACAAAGCUCCUUCGUUAUGAUCUUUAUACUCCUCUUAAUCCGGAGGAGCGUCAGUUGCUGCGACCAGGAGAUCUUAACGCGCUGAAGAACUCGCACUUCAAUCCCAAAUGGCCAGUUAGGGUUUCCAUUCACGGCUGGGCGGGAAAGAGUACUUCUUGCUCGAAUGCCGCCAUUAAGGAUGCCUAUUUAUCCCGCGGCAACUACAACGUAAUAAUUCUGGAUUGGAGUCGCCAGUCUUUGGAUAUCAGUUAUCCGCGUGUUUCCAAGCAGCUACCAUCGAUAGCUGCCAGUGUGGCCAAGAUGCUGCGCUUUCUGCAUGAAAAUACAGGUGUUCCCUACGAACAAAUCUACUUGGUAGGUCACAGCGCUGGGAGUCACAUUUCCGGCUUGACUGGUAAGAUAUUGAAACCCAACCGAUUGGGUGCCAUAAUUGCCCUGGAUCCCGCUGGUCUUACUCAACUGAGUCUGGGACCUGAGGAACGGCUGGAUGUCAAUGAUGCUUUGUAUGUAGAAUCUAUUCACACGGACCUAACGUUGCUCGGCAAUCCGAGUACCAAGCUCAGUCAUGCAUCCUUUUUCGUAAACUGGGGCCUGGGGCAGCCACAUUGUCCCAACGCCACGGCCACAGAGUUUGACUUUGUAUGCGAUCACUUUGCGGCCAUGUUCUACUUUGCCGAGUCAGUGCGUGAGCCCAAAUCAUUUGCUGCAUUGCGCUGCAAUUCGUCGCAGUCGGUUAUCUCGGCCACCUGCAACUGCAACAGUGGGGGCAGCCGAAAAUAUGCAGCUCAGAUAUGCACAGGCAACGAGUUCAUGGGCGGUGAACCGGCGGUCCCCAAGAGGGGUAUCUUCUAUCUGAGUACACGGCAACAGUCACCAUACGGUUACAACGAUGGCUUGGUCCACAUCCGACGACCCCGGCCGUCCACAAUUCGGGACACAGCGGAUCGGCGGCCAUUUGGAUAAAUGUAAACCCAAGUCAAGCAAAAUUGCCACAGACCAAAAUGUGAUUUAUAUACAUAUUUAAGUUUAGUCUUAACCAAGAGCUAAUCCGUCCAAAGAAUUCGAAUAAAACAAAGAUUAAUUUACAAUUAAGAGAAAAUCUAUUCCGAAUUCCUUUAGUAAAACUGAAGCACUGC